GUUUGUUUAACUUUAAAUGCUUUAAAAAGAGGAAAUAAUCUAAGUAAGGUUUUACUUCGAUUAAAUUUUAAAAUGUUGACAAUACAGCGAUCUGCAUUAUGCAAUUUAUUCGUCUUCUCAGUGCUUCCAGAGUAGAGAAUCUUUUAUAAAAAGCUGCAGAUGGUCUGACUUGCUCCAUCUGGCUUUGGUGAACUAUGUACUCCAAUCACAAUGCUGGUUUCAUUGAAAGGAAACUCAACAGACAUGCAACAACCAUUUUGAUUGGAGGAAUUUUCCUGACUCUUAGUGGUUUGAUGUACAUGGCUAUGUGCACAAUGUCGUGUGAUGACCGUACCUAUGGGCUGGUGAAAGAUGAUCUUGUGCAUGCCCAAAGCAAGGCUUUUUGGAAGAAACAUUUUCUAGCACCGUCUCGAGAAUUGACUGCACAUUUGGUGGUUCUUGUGUUAACGGCACCAGAUUAUCGACAUCAGAGAGAUGCUAUUCGGGAAACAUGGCUACAAAACCUGCCUAAGAAUUGUCUUGUUCGCUUCGUGAUUGGAACAGCGUCACUCGAAGAGUCUCUUUCCAGCCACAUCGAGAGAGAGCAGACAAUACACAAAGAUCUUCUGCUUCUGUCAGAGCACAAGGAAACAUACACAGCUUUAACCAGCAAACUUCUGCAAGCUUUUAAAUGGCUUGAUCAAAAUGUAGAUUUUCAAUAUGUACUCAAAGUAGAUGAUGACAGUUUUGCACGUUUGGAUUUAAUUCUUGAUGUUCUAAAAUCAAAACCAAAAGAGCGUUUAUACUGGGGAUUUUUUGAUGGCCGUGCUCAUGUUAAAAAACUUGGAAAGUGGGCAGAGAAAGAUUGGAUUGCCUGUGAUCGCUAUUUGCCAUAUGCUUUAGGUGGUGGUUAUGUUCUUUCAAAUGACUUGAUUCACUUUGUUGUGAGCAAUGCGAACUAUCUGAAAAUGUUUUUAAGCGAGGAUGUGUCACUGGGCUCUUGGCUUGCUCCUCUCGACAUAAACCGGGUCCACGAUUCGAGGUUUGACACUGAGUACAAAUCACGAGGCUGUAACAACGCCUACCUGGUGACUCACAAACAGUCUGUGAUUCAGAUGAGAGACUUGUAUCAAAACAUUCAGUCCAGUGGAAAACUUUGUCGUAGUGAACACAGAGUUCGUAACUCAUACAUUUAUAACUGGCAUACUCAACCUACAUUUUGUUGUAUUAGAAAUGACAGUUCGAUACCAUAGUACAUGUAGAUCCAAUCUACAUUUUUCUGGUUUCCAUUCCACCACUGGUUUUCAAUUGCUCAGGGCUUCUAAAUUAUGGUUGCCCCACUCCCAUGGCUAAUGAUAUUCAAUGUUGGGCUAGUAAAUAACUACUAUUGCCAUGCAUGAUGGUUAGUGAAAAAAGUUGUCAAUUGCUGCAUUUAAGUCUAUUUUGUAAAUACGAAUAUCCUACCUGCUCAAAUCUAAUGGUUUUUAUGGUAUAUCUCCAUCUAUAGGUGACAUAUCCAGUUGUUAAUAUUAGUAAAAUGUACUUGAGUAAAGUAGGGCUAGUAAAUUUUUAAUCGUGGCUAGUAAAUUUUUUAAAUCAUUGAUCCCAUGGCAAGUGGAUUUUUAUAAAAUUCUAGAAGCUCUGUUUCUAAUAAUGAAGUCAUUAACCUGUUAAAUAGUGUAUUUCAAUACACAAUGCAAGACCAAAUUUUGUUAUAAAAUAUUAAUACUAAUUAAUACAUAAACUCAGUAGUUACUAGGCAAACACCCUUGUUUCUGUGGAAACUUAUAAUUUGUUUCAUUUUAGAUCAGAUUAAUUUUAAGCUACAUGUACCACACAUUGGGUUUGACAAAAUUGAUAAUUUAAGCAAAAGGUUUAAGUAACAACUAAUGUCAGCAGUUUAAGAAGAUUUAUUUACUUCAGUUACAAUUUUAAAACAAAUUUCUUAACUUUGGUUGUUAAUAACUAUACUUGUAAACAUAACCUUUCUUAAUUUUAGUUCAAAAACGUUAAUUUUAGUUCAAAACAAAUACUUGUAUGUACAUAACCUUUCUUAAAUUUAGUUAAAAAAUAUAAUACUUGUAAACAUGACAUUUUUCAAUUUUAAUUAACAGCUAAUACAUUUAUACAACUUCUUAAUUUUAAUUUUAGUUAAAAAUUCAAACUCAUAUUUCUUAAUCAGUGCUUAAUCUAUUGUAAUUUAAGAUGUUUAAAGCAUUACUGUGUGAACUUGUGUAAUAAUAUCAAGACGCUGCCAUGGACACCAUUUGAGAUAGAAAUUGUAUUACAUUUUGUGUAUUUUUAAAAUCUAUACUAACCAUAUUUAAUCUGUUGAACUCCCAAGUUUUGUUAUUUUGUUUUUGUCUGAACAUUCACAAAUAUGUUAUUGAUUACCAAGAUGUUCUAAAAUCAUUAUUUUUCGGACAAUUAAUAGCAAUCAGAUACUGAGGACAUAUUAGUAUUCUUAAAUUCUGAGGCCCAGUUAAUAAAUGUGUUAAAGUUUUAACUUAAUUUCUUAAUAUCCAGUUCAUAAUAAAAACAAAAAGAGACCAUAAUGCCUCUACUAAGUGGUUAUGAGUGUGAAAUGUUUUGAAAUUGGGUCACUGCAUUUCAUGCUUUGACAAAUUUUAAAAAAGCAGGUCUUAUUAAGCUAUCGUCUAUCCAAAAAUUAUUAAUUUGCAAGAUUUUAGGGUACAUAAUUUUACUAUCUGUACCCUCUGGCAGAAAUCCUGCUUGUCCCAAGAUAUGUGUACGAGGUUCCUAAUAUGGGAACAAAUAUCAAAAGUGAUUUGUGAGUGUCCCGACAAAGUUUUACAAGCACAAGGUUGUGAACAAUUGACUGGACUGGAGUGAGGAUUCCCCACCCCCUACAGAAAGCAUUGGCUGAUUUCAUACUUAAAAUGUACAUGUAAGUUGUAGCUGGGUUAUAUCCUAUGGGUUUACACUGGACCCACUUUUUAUAAACAAAUAAAACACUAUACAAAUUGAA
Messenger RNA from Gigantopelta aegis, 2968 nucleotides. Its product is annotated as beta-1,3-galactosyltransferase 6-like. Gene Ontology annotation, molecular function: UDP-galactosyltransferase activity. The record is from RefSeq and is a predicted model, not a curated record. Gene Ontology annotation, biological process: glycosaminoglycan biosynthetic process. NCBI's taxonomy places the organism in Eukaryota, Metazoa, Mollusca, Gastropoda, Neomphalida, Peltospiridae. Gene Ontology annotation, cellular component: membrane.